Chrysochloris asiatica (Cape golden mole) is the source of this 3158-nucleotide messenger RNA. RefSeq names its product F-box protein, helicase, 18 (gene FBH1). The coding region runs from base 220 to 3138 and encodes 972 amino acids. Gene Ontology annotation, biological process: replication fork processing; double-strand break repair via homologous recombination. The transcript is spliced from 20 exons. NCBI's taxonomy places the organism in Eukaryota, Metazoa, Chordata, Mammalia, Afrosoricida, Chrysochloridae. The record is from RefSeq and is a predicted model, not a curated record. Gene Ontology annotation, cellular component: nucleus. Gene Ontology annotation, molecular function: 3'-5' DNA helicase activity; protein binding; ATP binding.
AGGCGGUUUAAGAGGAAGCAUCUUACAGCCAUCGACUGCCAACAUUUGGCUCAGAGUCACUUGUCUGUGACCCAGCCCUUCGGUCAAAGAUGGACAAACAGAGAUCCGAACCAUGGUCUCUAUCCUAGAUCCAGAACAAAAAGAGGGAGUAGGGGUCAAGGAUGCCAAAGAUACAUCACUGAAUUCUUCCUAGCUGGCCAGCAGCAGUGCACCAAUGACAUGGCCAAAAGCAAUUCUGUUGGCAAGGAUGACUACAAGGAUUCUGAUGGUGAAAUGAUUGUUUCUGCAGAAGGCAAUUAUGCUCUUCUUCAGGGAGGUGAUCAGGAAGCUAGAUUGGGUUCUUCAGAAUCUACUCUGCCUUCAAGGAAGCGGUCUCAGUCCUUUGAUGAAGACAAUAAUCAAGUUUCGGGGACCAGCCAGUGGGAUGGAGCAUCUAAGAAAACCCGAAGGCGUCAUUUGUCCUCGUCGUGCCAAAGGCCUAGGGAAUUUAGACAAGCAGCAGAAGACUGUUUGUCAUGGCUCUCUGCAGAGUCUGGAGAACCUAACCAAAAAGAAGAGGAUAUUGGUCCUGAUCCCAUUCCUGACACAUACUAUGGGCUUCUUGGGACCUUGCCCUGUCAGGAACUUCCGAGCCUCAUUUGUAGCCUGCCUCGUGAAGUCCUGAGACAUAUCUUUGCUUUCCUCCCUAUAGAAGAUCUCUAUUGGAAUCUAAGUUUGGUAUGCCAUCUUUGGAGGGAGAUCAUCAGUGAUCCACUGUUCAUCCCUUGGAAAAAGCUGUAUCAUCGCUAUCUGAUGAAUGAAGAGCAAGCUGUCAGCAAAGUGGAUGGUAUCCUCUUGAACUAUGGCAUAGAAAAGGAUUCAGACUUGUGUGUGUUGAACCUCAUACGAUACACAGCUACCACUAAGUGCUCCCCAAGCGUAAGCCCUGAAAGGGUGUUGUGGAGCCUCAGGGACCAUCCCCUUCUUCCUGAGGCAGAAGCAUGCGUGCGUCAAUACCUGCCUGACUUGUUUGUUGCUGCUGGGGGUGUCAACGUGUGGGCUUUGGUAGCGGCUAUUGUUCUCCUCUCCAGCAAUGUGAAUGACAUCCAGCAGCUGCUCUUCUGCCUCAGGAGACCGAAUUCCACAGUGACCAUGCCUGACAUCACUGAGACCUUGUACUGUGUAGCUGUGCUUCUCUAUGCCAUGAGAGAGAAGGGAAUAAACAUCAGCAAUAGGAUUCACUACAACAUUUUUUAUUGCCUGUAUCUUCAGGAGAAUUCCUGUACUCAGAUCACAAAAGUUAAAGAGGCACCAUCUGUUUGUCCAGCCAAAAAACCCACCAUCCAACUUACAAAUGAACAACAACUGAUUCUGAAUCAUAAGAUGGAACCUCUCCAGGUGGUGAAAAUUAUGGCAUUUGCAGGCACUGGUAAGACCUCUACUUUGGUCAAAUAUGCUGAGAAGUGGUCUGAGAGCAGGUUUCUGUACGUGACAUUCAAUAAGAGCAUCGCAAAGCAGGCUGAGCUAGUCUUCCCCAGCAAUGUCAUCUGUAAGACCUUUCAUUCUAUGGCCUUUGGACACAUCGGGCGGAAGUACCAAUCAAAGAAGAAAUUGAAUGUCUUCAAAUUAACACCCUUCAUGGUCAAUUCUGUCCUUGCUGAAGGGAAAGGCGGAUUCAUAAGGGCCAAGCUAGUAUGCAAGACUUUAGAAAACUUCUUUGCCUCUGCUGAUGAAGAACUGACUAUUGAUCAUGUGCCUAUUUGGUGUAAGAACAACCAAGGCCAGAGAGUCAUGGUUGAACAGAGUGAAAAACUGAAUGGUGUCCUUGAAGCGAGCCGACUUUGGGACAACAUGCAGAAGCUGGGGGAAUGUAAAGAAGAUGCUUACCAAAUGACACAUGAUGGCUAUUUGAAACUCUGGCAGCUGAGCAAGCCUUUGCUUGCCUCUUUUGACGCCAUCUUUGUGGAUGAGGCCCAGGACUGUACCCCAGCUAUCAUGAAUAUUGUUCUGUCGCAGCCAUGUGGGAAAAUCUUUGUAGGGGACCCACAUCAACAGAUCUAUACGUUCCGUGGUGCAGUCAAUGCGCUGUUCACAGUCCCACACACUCACGUCUUCUAUCUCACCCAGAGCUUUAGAUUUGGUGUGGAAAUCGCUUAUGUGGGAGCUACUAUCUUGGAUGUCUGCAAGCGAGUAAGGAAAAAGACUUUGGUCGGAGGGAACAAUGAGAGUGGCAUUCGAGGUGAUUCAAAAGGACAGGUGGCCCUGUUGUGCCGGACAAAUGCCAAUGUGUUUGAUGAGGCUGUGCGAGUGACUGAUGGAGAAGUACCUUCAAAAAUCCAUUUGAUUGGGGGGAUUAAAUCAUUUGGAUUGGACAGAAUCAUUGAUAUUUGGAUCCUUCUUCAGCCAGAGGAAGAACGGAGGAAACAACACCUCAUUAUUAAAGACAAAUUUAUUAGAAGAUGGGUGCACAAAGAAGGCUUUAGUGGCUUGAAGAGGUAUGUGACUGCUGCUGAGGAUAAAGAGCUGGAAGCAAAGAUUGCAGUGGUUGAAAAGUAUAAUAUCAGGAUUCCAGAACUGGUGGAAAGGAUAGGAAAAUGCCAUAUAGAAGAUUUGGACUUUGCAGAGUACAUUUUGGGCACUGUGCACAAAGCUAAAGGCUUGGAGUUUGAUACCGUGUAUGUUUUGGAUGAUUUUGUGAAAGUGCCGUGUGCCAGGCAUAAUCUUGCACAACUUCCCCACUUCAGAGUUGAGUCUUUUUCUGAGGAUGAAUGGAAUUUACUGUAUGUUGCAGUAACUCGUGCCAAGAAACACCUGAUCAUGACCAAAUCAUUGGAAAACAUUUUGACUUUGGCUGGGGAGUACUUCUUGCAAGCCGAGCUGACAAGUAAUGUUUUAAAAACAGGAGUGGUUCGCUGCUGUGUGGGACAGUGCAACAAUGCCAUUCCUGUAGACACUGUCCUCACAAUGAAGAAACUCCCCAUCACUUAUAGCAACAGGAAGGAAAACAAGGGUGGAUACCUCUGCCACUCCUGUACAGAACAACGUAUUGGGCCUUUGGCAUUCCUGACUGCCUCCCCGGAGCAGGUGCACUCCAUGGACCGUACCAUUGAAAACAUAGUGCUGCCCAGACAUGAAGCCCUGCUCUUCCUUGUCUUCUGAUGCCAACAUGAACAUUCUCC